AGGUGGUGAUGGAUAAUGGAAUACUGAAAUUGACAUUAUCAGUACCAGGAGGAGCUAUCAUCGGAAUUCAAUAUAAUGGAAUUGACAAUUUGCUUGAACUUCAUAAUCCCCAACUCAAUGGAGGGUUCUGGGACCUUAAUUGGGCUAAACCAGGAAACAUUGGAACAAGAGGCCAAUUUGAUGUACUUAAUGGAACAAGCUUCGAGGUGAUAAUGGAAAAUAAAGAACAAGUGGAGCUCUCAUUCAAAAGGCCAUGGGACACCUCUCUUCAGGGUAACCACUCCCCCUUAAACAUUGACAAAAGGUUUAUAAUGCUUCGUGGUUGCUCUGGUUUCUAUUCAUAUGCCAUUUAUGAACACUUGGAGGACAUGCCUGCUUUCAUCCUCUACGAAACCAGGAUUGCUUUUAUGCUCAAAAUUGACAAGUUUAGGUACAUGGCUAUAGCAGAUGACAAGCAAAGGUACAUGCCCUUGCCGGAUGACCGGUUACCUGGCAGAGGUGAAGAACUGGCCUACCCAGAAGCAGUCCUUCUUGUUAAUCCUGUGGAGCCUCAAUUUAAAGGAGAGGUGGAUGACAAGUAUGAAUAUUCAAUUGAGAACAAAGAUAACGGGGUUCAUGGGUGGAUAUGCUUUGAUCCACCAGUUGGGUUUUGGCAAAUCUGUCCCAGCAAUGAGUUCAGAACUGGGAGUCCAACCAAACAGGACCUAACCUCUCAUGUCAAUCCAACUACUCUUGCUAUGUUUGUAAGUGCCCAUUAUGGAGGAGAGGAAUUGUCACCCCAAUUUGGAUCUGGGGAACCAUGGAAGAAAGUUUUCGGACCAGUUUUUAUAUAUCUUAAUUCUGUCUCUGAUGAAAAGAAUGCCCUUUCACUUUGGGACAAUGCCAAAGAACAGAUGAAGGUUGAAAUCCAAAGCUGGCCAUACAAUUUCCCAAAUUCAACGGACUUUCCAAAGUCUGAUCAAAGGGGUACUGUCACUGGUAGAUUUCUUGUCCACGAUAGGUAUGCUAGUGAACAACCUCUACCCACCAACGGUGCAUAUGUGGGGUUGGCUCUAGAGGGAGAAGCUGGAUCAUGGCAAAGAGAAAGUAAGGGCUAUCAAUUUUGGACUACAACAGAUGAAGAAGGCUAUUUUUGCAUUAAGAAUAUACGUGCAGGCGACUAUAAUCUUUAUGGAUGGGUACCUGGUUUUAUUGGAGAUUAUCGUCUUGAUGCUUCCGUCAUCAUAACCCCAGGAUGUGAAAUGGAUAUGGGUGAUCAAGUAUAUGAGCCUCCAAGAGAUGGACCAACACUAUGGGAAUAAGGCAUUCCUGACGUUCUGCCUGAAGAAUUCUAUAUUCCUGAACCUAAUCCUAAAUACAUAAACAAACUUUAUGUUAAUCAUCCGGACAGAUAUAGGCAGUAUGGACUGUGGGAAAGAUAUGCAGAUUUAUAUCCUGAUGGUGACUUAGUUUACAUAGUUGGCGUUAGUGAUUAUCGUAAAGAUUGGUUCUUUGCUCAGGUUAAUAGGUACAAAAUUUUCUAAAAUUAAUCUGGUUUAUCUUAAUUAAGUGAAUGUUUAUGAUUGGCUU
This is a messenger RNA of Camellia sinensis, 1569 nucleotides long. NCBI's taxonomy places the organism in Eukaryota, Viridiplantae, Streptophyta, Magnoliopsida, Ericales, Theaceae. The record is from RefSeq and is a predicted model, not a curated record.